AUGAAUGAAACAUAUUAAAAUCUGAUUUCAUUGUAUUUUGAAAAAUUAAAAAAAGUGCUCCCACAAAAGCUAAACUAUUUUAAAGAGAUUAUCUCUAAGUUCUCAGGAUAAGAUAAAUCCUAUUUUGGAGAUCAUAUAAUUAUUUUCAAAUAGGGAAUUUUGAUCAAAUAAAGUAAAACUAAAGAAUUGACGUUAACAACUCUAAUUGUAAAUUAUUAAAACAUUUUAGAACUUAGUAUCAAAAGGCUAUAUUGAUGGCUGUUUAUAAGACAAUACAAAUAACUUUUAAUAAUCUGAAAUAAGUGAAAUAACUGAGACAACAGGUAAAAAAAAAGAAUCAUCAAUGAAUGUGAUUUAAUCACUUAUACAUUUAGUAUAAUAAUGCUUGGUGGAUAAGGAUGAAAUAAUUUUGUUAGCAUUAAAAUUAUUGAUAUCACUUGCAAUGAACCCAUUCUGUAAUAUGUAAUAACAUGAACUAACAAAAAUAAUUAAAACAGUUGUGUAUGUAUAUGCGCAAUCUAAGUCUUAAAAUAUUGAUAAAUUAUGUAAAAGCAUUUUCUUAUAAAUUAUUUUGAUCACAUUUCAAGGAAGUAAUUGUGAAAUUUUGGUUAAAAUGACAUUAGAUAAUAUUGUAAAUAAAGUUUCUAAUCUAAAAUAUUGCUAAUAAUGUGGGAAAUAAGGGAAGUUUGAAUGUAGAUAAAAUAGAGUAACAGUGUGUUCUUAUAGAUGCAAGAAAUAUAUCUAAGAGGCAAUAGAAAUACAAUAAAAAAAUUAUGAAAAUGCUUAGAAUAUAUUUGAUUUGUUAAUUAGAUUAUUAUCACCUAAGCAAUAACUUCAAUAGUUAAAAAAUUAAAUAAUUUUACUAGAAGGUAUUUAUUUUAUAUGCGAUAAUUACAAUUUUUGUAUUUUGCCUUAAAGUAUAUACAAUUUAAGUUCAUACUUAUUUAAAUUCUGUUUAUAAAAUGAAUAUUAGUUAUAUUCGUUAAGUUUUAAAAUAUUUCAAAGAUUAGCAUUCAGUAAACAUAAAGAAAUGAUUAACUAAAUAAAUAUCUUUAUAAACUAAAUAUAUAUUAGUGUUCUCAAAAACAAAAAUACAAAUGAUUAACACAAAUAAACAACUUUAGAAUCUUUAUAAAAUAUAUUUUAAAGAAAGUAUGCCUCGCUUGAGUUUUAUUUGAAUUACGAUUGUAGUAUAAAACAUGAGUUUUUAAUGGAAAAUAUCAUAAAUACUUUGCAUAGUAUUUUUUUAUAAAAUGAAUAAUUUCGACCUGUGAUUACUUAAAUAUAUCAAUCAAUCAUUAUAGGAAUAAAAGAAACAUUUAUCGAAAAGUUUAUAAAUAGUUCUUAAUAAGAGUAACAACAACAACCUGAUAUUGAUGAAACUGUUUUUAUAAACUAAUUAGAAAUGUAAAGACAACAAAAGUAAGAAUUAUAAAAAGGAAUUGAGUUGUUUAAAAAAAACCCAGAUAAAGGUGUAUAAUUUUUGAUAAAAGCUAAUAUUUUAUAAGAAGAUCCAAUUCAGAUUGCUCGAUUUUUAUUAGAAAAUAAAAGCUUAAAUAAAGAGUGUGUUGGAUAAUAUUUAGGUGGUCAUCACCAAAUUAAUAUAUAAGUGUUAAGUGAAUACACAAAUUUUUUGAAGUUUCAUAAUUUCUCAGUUGAAUAAGCUUUAAGACAAUAUUUGGAUUUAUUUACUUUACCACCUGAAUCUUAGUAGAUUGAUAGAGUUGUAUAGAAAUUUGCAGAUAAAUUUUAUGAAGAUAAUUAAAAUAGUUAGAAUUUUCACUUUAAAUCUAGUAGUAGCAUUUAUACUUUUACUUAUCUCUUAGUUAUGUUAUAAACUGAUUUGCAUAAUCCAAAAGUUGUUGAAAAAAUGAAAUUAACAGAUUUUAUUAAAUUAGCUAGAUAAAUAAAUGAUGGUGAAGAUUUACCAUAAGAAUAUCUGACAAUUACUUAUCAUUCAAUAUAAAAAAAUCCACUUGCAGUUAGAGAAUCUAACACAUCCAUGAAUGCAUUAACAUCUAAUGUAUAUUAAAAAUAAAUGGAAGAACUUUUAAAGAAGAUUAAAGAAUUAAUAAAAAGAUAAUCUAAUUCUAAUUACAUUCCAAUAGAUUCAGAAACUAUCUUUUUGUCAAAAGGUCUGAUUGAAUCAUUUUCAGGUAAAUUCUUAGAUAUUCUUUUAUUUAAUUUUGAAUCCUCUCUUAAUAGAGAUAAUUAAAUAAAGAGUGUUAUUUUAUUAAUUAAAUUAUCGUCAAGAUUAUCUAUUAAAAUAGAAAACUUGGUUUAAGAUGUUUUAAAAGUUGGUUUAAAUAGUUUAAGAAAAGGAAAUAGUAUGUUAAUGAUUGAGUUAUUAUCUAUAAUUCCAACUAUUGGUAAUUCCUUACAUGAACAAGGAUGGAAAUCAGUUUUAGAAGUUGUUAGUUUAAUUGAUGAAUUAAGGUUAUUAGAUUAAGACCAUAUAGAAAAGGUUUUUGUGUUUUCAAAAGAUUUAGAUAAUUAAUCAAUUGAAGAAUUUAUUAUUUAAUUGUGUUAAUUAUCAAAAUAAGAAAUAUUUUAAAAGAAUCGUAUAUAUUCUUUAUAAAAACUUGUUGAAGUUAGUGAUUAUAAUAUGGAUAGAGUCAAAGUGAUAUGGAAUAGAUUAUGGUCUAUUGUAAGUAAUCAUAUUUAAGAAGCAGUCUCACUUAGAGUUAAAAAAAUUACUAUUUUUGCUGUUGACUCAUUAAAAUAAUUGAAUAUCAAAUUUCUAUAAAAAGAAGAAUUGUAUAAUAUACAAUUUUAAAGAGAAGUUUUAAAACCAUUUGAAUUGAUUUAUGCUCACAGUGAUGUUGAUGAAAAAGAAUUUAUAUUAUUAUGUGUAAAAUAAAUACUAUAAAAUAGUAAGACAUACAUAAAGAGUGGUUAUAAGGUAAUAUUUAAUUUAAUAAAUGUUGGAUUAAAAGAAGAAAAUGAUAAAAUUUCAAAGUUAGCUUUUGAUCUCUUGAAAUUUAUAGAAAUUUAAGAAUCGAUUUUAAUAGAUUUAAUUUAAACUUAUUAAAUUUUAGGAAAAAAAGAUGAUGAAAAUAUGGCAAUAAAUUCAAUUUAAUUUGUAAAACAAUGCUAAAGUUAUAUGAUAACUUAAGAGUAGCAAACAUUAUAAGUACCAUUAUUAGGAAUUUUAUCAAAUUUGGCUGGUGAUAAACGAAUUCAAAUUCAAACUCAAGCUGUUGAAACGUUGUUUUAUAUUUUAUAAGAGAAAGGCAGUUUAUUUAAUGAAGAGUAUUGGAUUAUGAUAUUUUCUUCUGUAUUGAGGCCUAUAUUUGAUGAAAUACAAUUUACUUUAAGUACUAAUCCAGAACUCAACUAAUACUGGUUUAAAGAUAGUUGUUAAAAAGUGUUUUAAAAUAUAUCAAGCCUAAUUAAGAUGCAUUAUACAAAAUUAAAAGGAUAAUUAUCAGAUUUUCUAAAAUUAUUUUAAAAUUGUAUUUAAAAUUAGAAUGAAAAGUUAGCUUAAUUAAGUAUAUAGGCAUUUAAAACAAUGAUCAUGGAUAAAGGAGUCUAAUUUGAAUAAAAAGACUGGGAAUAAAUAUUGUUAUUUAUAUAAUAGAUGCUAAAAUAUACAAUACCAACUAAAUUAAAAGAAAUUCAUUAAUCUGGAAUUAGAUAAGAAGAGUAAUAUACUGGUAAAUUAUAGUAAAAUGAAUGUUAUAGUCAAUGUGCAUCUUAAUUAUUAUUAAUUUAAAUUAGUAAGGAUAUAUGCGAACUUUAUUAUCAGAAAUGGAGUCUAAAUCAAUUGGAAAAUUUGGAGAUAACCUUUUUCGAAUCAUAUUAGUUUGCUAAAUUCUUUAAUCAACAGAUAGAGUUAAGAUAUAAUAUUUGGAAGUCUGGUUUUAUGCAAGAUAUGAAUGUAUUACCUGGAUUACUUAAGCAAGAGAGAGAAGCAUUUUCUGGUAUGAUAAUGAUUAUAUAAUUAAAAAUGAAGAUGUUAAAAUAAGAAUAAUAAAAAGAAUAAUAAUUGAGGGAAUAUUAUUUGUAAGAAUAAUAGUUGAAUUAAGAAUAGUUGAAUUAGCAUUUAAAAAAAGAACAAUAAUUGAAAAAUUAAUAUGAAAUAGUCUUAAAUAGAUAUUUGUAAAUCUUGUUGGACUCAAUUAAGCAAUUCAAUUCAAAACAUAUUUAAUUUAUAAAUGAAUAAUAAGAAACUGAAGAAGAUCCACUCAUUAAAAUAAAAUCGUAUGAAACUGAAAGAGAUAUGCAAAAUCUUAGAACUCUCUUGGAUGUAUCAAUUUUACCUAAGAUUUUAUUGUUAAAUGAUGAUGAAGUAAUUUUGAUUAUUAAUUUAGAUGAAACUUAAAUUAAAUGAGUUUUAUGAAUAAUUAUUGAAUGCAUGUAGUUUUAUAGGCGAACAUAAUAUAUUAUAAAUGAGUUGUUAGGAUUGUAAAAAAUGUGUUAGAUGUUUGAAUUAAUAGAAAAAUAAUUUAUUUUUUCAAAUUAAGAAAUGCUUACUAAAAUUGUUUGAGUUAAAAUGA
This is a messenger RNA of Paramecium sonneborni, 4499 nucleotides long. The record is from the annotation of a GenBank genome assembly. Lineage: Eukaryota; Ciliophora; Oligohymenophorea; Peniculida; Parameciidae.